AGUGUUUUACGACAUAUGCCAUAAGUGAAAAAUAUGGAAGACGAAGCCCCUGUUAUUUAUGGACUUGAAUUUCCAGCAAGGGCAUUAUGUGCCCAGGCGGCAGAAGCAGACCAAAUACGGUUUCUAGUUGGCACGCAGUCACUACGACAAGAAAAUCAGGUUCAUCACAUUGACUUUGAUGAUGAGAACAAUGUUAUCAAUAAGAACGUUUUCACGCACAGAGAGGGUGAGAUAUGGCACAUGAGCGCAUCAACACUAGAUAAGAGUCAUCUUGCUACAUGCUACAACAAAACUUCAGAAAGCAGGGCGGAGAUGAAAGCAGCCAUAUGGAAACUGCCGUCUGAUUUUGACGACAUUUCAACAGAAGAUCAGUCUUCCAUGCAGCCUUUACAGCUCGUCUGCCGUCUUGAGGCGAAUGACCUUGGGGAUAUAAAAAGUGUAAUGUGGCAUCCAACUGGAGAUGGUUGCACCAUUGUUGGGCUUGCAGAUUCGCACAUUGUCCUCUGGGAUAUAGACACCAACGGCAGCUCAGCCAAGAUGUCCAGCUCAGCAGGCCUUGAGGCCAAGGGUCAACCAAGGAUGACAUGCUGUAGUUGGGACCCUCAUCACAACUGUGUUCAGAUUGCAACAGCCAACGAUACAUGCAUCCGGGGCUGGGAUAUACGCAACAUGCAACAGACCUAUGUAAUAGACAAUGCCCAUGGGCAGCUGGUACGUGAUCUAGACUUCAAUCCAAAUAAGCAGUACUACUUAUUGAGCUGUGGGGAUGACUGCAAGGUCAAAUUCUGGGAUGUCAGAAAUGUUACUGAGCCAUUGAAAGUCCUGUCAGAUCAUUCCCAUUGGGCACGGCUUAAAUUAAGAUGCUUCCAUUGUCCGAAUUGCCAUGUGUUCAUUGUCCAAGGGUGUGGUCAGUUCGUUACAACCGGUUCCACGACCAGCUCAUCCUCUCCUCGAGCAGUGACAGUCGCGUGGUCCUCAACAACAUCGUCUCGCUGUCCUCAGAACCGUACGGGAAUCUCGUGGAACGUGACGAUGAGGAUAAUGAUGAUACGGAGGGAUCAAAUCCCCAGGAAGACGGGGUUAUUGCGACUUACGAAGAACACGAGGACAGUGUAUACACAGUGGACUGGUCCACGGCUGACCCUUGGGUGUUUGCUUCUCUAAGUUAUGAUGGCAGACUGGUUAUCAACAGAGUGCCACGCGCAGAGAAAUACAAGAUAUUGUUAUAAAGGAAACAAGUUUGGUUGGCCUGUGUAAAUCGUGAAAAUGUUUGUUUGUGUAGAGUGCAUUGAUGUUGGUCUGCAUGUUUUAAAGGCUCGGAAAAGGUGACAAAUCCAAUUAUUAUGCAUAUAAACUGGUCUAAUUUAUACCGAAUUUCAGUUCUCUUGCAUAAAAAAUGAUAAUAACGCAGCUUAGGUAAAACGUCAAGAAUUAUGGAAGAUAUACCCGUUUCAUUAUUUGAAGAAAUGUAUACAACUUUGCAAUUUCUGUACAUUUUCGCUAUCUCCGAUGCUCCUUAGUUUCUUUCAUAAAGUACGCAUAUAUUGAUGACGUAGUACAAACUUCUAGCGAGAGUAUACAUUUUCUCUUUGAACUUGACUCCAUUUUUGUUUUGAAUGUCUGGCCUCUUCACUCUUGACAUGCUCACAUGAUACACAAUGUCUUGUGCCGACUAACACAAUGUCUUGUGCCGACUAAUAAAAAAUUGAAAACCGCUCAAAAUCGCUCGGCAUGAUUGAGUUAACAGCGAUGUAAAUAAACUGAUUGUUUGUAAACACAAUAGACUUGGAGGACACUGUAUUUUAAGCUCAAAAACAAGUUGUAUUGCUCAUUUUGUAUGGUAAUUUCCUAUAGCAUAUAUAUAUAUAUAUAUAUAUAUAUAUAUAUAUAUUAUUUUUUGAUAACCUUUAUUAAGAAAUAUGCAACAAAUAUUUAAAAAGUGGUAAUAAUUAUGGAUCGUCACCUUUUAUAGGCCUUUAAUGUUGAAUUUUAGACUUGAGGUAAACAUUGAUCUUGGAGGUUAUAUUGCUUUUAUUUGCAUUAAGUUAAGUUUUGAUUCUGAGAGAAUUGAUUUUGCUAUUGUUUGCUAUAUUGUUGAUUCAUGGAAUAGGGGGGUGUGCAAUACAAACAAAUGUUUACUUUAUCUUGCUAUGAGUUGAACCAUUUACUGUCAGAUGAGCAUUGUGAAGUUUGUUUUUGAAUUUCUCAAAAAAGUGCAUCCAUUUAAUUUGAAAUACACCUGUAAAUAAAAAUAAAGGUGAUUACAAUUAAUAUGUCUAUUAAGAACUUGUUAUUAAAGCAUAUUCAUUCAUAUUAUGCAUUGUUAUGCCUUCAUCUUUGUUAUGUAGCAACUAGUGUGCAUUUUGCGAGAAUAAUUUAACAUUCCUUAAAAUAUAAUGCGUAUUUUUACUAUAGGUAUGUGUUGGAAAAUAAAAUAUAACACUGUUA
Dreissena polymorpha is the source of this 2448-nucleotide messenger RNA. Its product is annotated as EARP and GARP complex-interacting protein 1-like. Bases 34 to 1164 code for a protein of 376 amino acids. Gene Ontology annotation, molecular function: protein binding. Gene Ontology annotation, biological process: protein ubiquitination. Lineage: Eukaryota; Metazoa; Mollusca; Bivalvia; Myida; Dreissenidae. The transcript is spliced from 9 exons. The record is from RefSeq and is a predicted model, not a curated record.